AUGGCGAGGAUUGUUGAAGCUGGAAGCGGCCCUGCGGGCAUUGAUGACGAAUCUCUCUCGCCUCGAGAUGCUACAGAUGAAGAGAUAGGGUCUCUGAGGCAUGUCGUUGACAAGCUACCCAGAAAAGUCUGGGUCUCCUUGCUCGUAAGUGGAGCAGAGCGCUUCACAUACUACACAAUCACAACUCCGUGGCAGAACUACAUACAGAAUGCUCCGGGUGAUGGUGCUGUGCCAGGUGCUCUUGGGCUUGGGCAGUCUCGGGCGACCAUGAUCUUCAACGCCUUCUACUUAUUCUAUUACUUGGUGCCUAUCCCCUUCGCCCUUGUGUCGGAUGCAUGGCUAGGGCGAUACGCGGUUCUCUGUAUCAGCCUGAGCUUGUAUUUCUGUGGCACGCUCGUACAGUUUAUAACGUCUCUACCCUCACUUUUCCACUAUGAAUCAGGCCUGGCGGGUCUUGCACUCUCUAUGAUAUUGAUAGGUCUCGGUGUUGGAGGAACAAAAGCAGCAAUCACGCCCUUCAUCGGAGAUCAAUACCCGGUCAAGUCUCCACAAGUCAAGACCCUGCAAACCGGAGAACGCGUGAUCAUAGAUCGAACUUUGACCUUACAGAUCACCAAUGUCGCCGCACUUUCUAUCUUGGCAUCGACUUAUCUCGAGAAGGAACGUGGUUUCUGGGCGGCCAAUGUCCUUGCAUUGUGCUCAUCCUGGAUUGGGGUUGCCUUGCUUGCUAUAUUUGGCAAGGAACUCGAACGGUAUCCAGCUCAAGGUGGUGUUUUGUUAAAAGCCGGAAAGGUUCUGGCUUAUGCGAUCCACGAUAAGUUCAAGAUCGAUGCCGCACGACCACGCUACCAAUUAGAAAAGCACAAUCGGGUAGUCCCAUGGACGGAUCGUUUCGUCACAGAGAUUCAAAGUGGCCUCCGUGCAUGUCAAGUCAUGGCCUGGUUCGUGUUGUUCCAUCUUGGCAUCAACCAGAUGACCAACAACCUCGUUUCGCAGGCAGGCGAAAUGCAACUCACCGGCUUUCCCAACGACGGGAUUCAGGUUCUAAACCCAAUCGCCUGCGUUUUACUCGGCCCAGUCAUCCAGAAACUACUCUACCCAACACUUGCGAGAUACCAGAUCCCCUUUGGCCCCCUCAUGCGCAUGACGAUGGCCUUCUUUACAAUGUCAGCGACGUUCGCCUACGCUGCUGGAGUGCAGAAGAUGAUUUACAAUUCUGGUCCCUGCUACGAGGCUCCAUUGGUUUGUCCGGCGGCGCAAAGAGUCGGACAGCCCGCCUUGCCCAAUAAAAUCAAGGUCUGGGUGCAGACGCCUAUCUAUGUGAUCUUAGCCGUGUCUGAAAUAUUCGGCUUCGUCACCCUCAGUGAGUAUAGCUACAGUAAGGCACCUAAGGAUAUGCGCACUGUGGUCCAGUCAAUGAGGCAGCUGAGUGCUGGCAUUGGAAGCGCUAUCGGUAUAGCUCUCGGUCCGGUUUCACGUGAUCCAAAGGUAUUGUGGAUGGACGUCGGACUGGCAGUGAGUUUAGGGCUUUCAGGGCCACUGUUUUGGGCGGUCAUGGGUCACCUUGAAAAAGAUAAUGAAGAUUUGGACACUAUGUUUCUGAACGAUGACGGGGGUAGGGCGGCACACACUGAGGGUGAGGUCAUUUCAGGAACUAAAAACUGA
Messenger RNA from Aspergillus tanneri, 1665 nucleotides. RefSeq lists its product as uncharacterized. Bases 1 to 1665 code for a protein of 554 amino acids. The record is from RefSeq and is a predicted model, not a curated record. Gene Ontology annotation, molecular function: tripeptide transmembrane transporter activity; dipeptide transmembrane transporter activity. Gene Ontology annotation, cellular component: fungal-type vacuole; plasma membrane. The transcript is spliced from 7 exons. NCBI's taxonomy places the organism in Eukaryota, Fungi, Ascomycota, Eurotiomycetes, Eurotiales, Aspergillaceae. Gene Ontology annotation, biological process: transmembrane transport.